This is a messenger RNA of Funneliformis mosseae, 755 nucleotides long. The record is from the annotation of a GenBank genome assembly. NCBI's taxonomy places the organism in Eukaryota, Fungi, Glomeromycota, Glomeromycetes, Glomerales, Glomeraceae.
CAAGUGUUAAUCCAGAGAUAAUAGAAAUUUAUUUUAAACAUUUUGGUUUAAAUAAUAUAAAUACUGCUUCUAGUGAUAAAGCGAUAGGUGAUUAUUUUAUAAUUCAUCUCAAAAGUUUUCUUAUGAAAAAUCUACUUGAUGAAUUAUCAAAUAUUAUAAUUACUCAGAGUUUAAAAGAAUCUCAUGAAUAUGUUUUACAUUUUAGUGUUGUUUUAUAUUUUUAUGCAUACUCUUUUUAUAAAAGAACUGCUAAUUUUUCUAAGGAUAUUGAAUUUUUAAAAGCAGAUAAAUUUGCUAAGCAGUUGCAAGCAAAUAAGUCAAAUAAAUUAAAUAAAAGACUUGAAAUUAAUGGUCAUGAAAAUGCUAAAUCAAAGGAAUUAAAAGUUAUCAAUGAUAGUAUUAAAAGGCUUAAAAAUAGUAAUAUUGAACAGUUAGAAGCACAAUUAGAAUACUUUAGUAAAAAAGUAACUGAUUCAGCUAAUGCAACCAAACCAGCUGGAAUGAAAGAUAUAACUAUUCAAGAGGUUUUAAUGAUGAAAAGUUUGUAUUGGUUAGUGAAGGAACUAGCAAAAGAAACUGAAACUAUUAAGCAAGAUCUAAAAAAAGGAGAAAAAUUUGGUAAUCUUUCUUCAGAAGAGAAAGCUGAUUUAGCCUCGAUUAGUAAUUAUUUAGAAACAGAUUUACUUAGGGCAGACGAUCUCGAAAAUAUCUUUGAAAUUGAUGUUGACAUUUCUGAAAGUAAAGUUGAAGAAUGA